AUGGAGGGAGCUAGCCCUACUGGAGAAGGUGGACACUACUCUGGAGGCCUCCCAGGGGAAAGAGCAGAGAUGAGGCCAUGUGGCGUAGCCGCGGUGUUCAUGGGGCUGUGGGCCUUUGUGACCCUGAGCGUGGCUGCGGACGGGGGCGUGGCUGAACCCCGGCGCUGCCUCCUGUCGCACUACCGCUGGCUGGACCCCAGGGCGCUGGUGUCGAUCAAGGCCCUGAGGGACCACUACGAGCAAGAGAUGCUGAGCUGGAGGCCACGCAAUUGCUCCUUCCGCCCAAGGAGGGACCCCCCGCGGCCCUUGACCUGCGCGCGACUCCGCCUUGUGGCUCGGGACCUCUCGGACGCCCAGGCCGUGUUGAGCAGCCUCCCCAGCCCCGAGUUGUUUCCUGGCGUCAUCCCGACCCUGGAGCUGCUGGCGGCCGCGCGGAGGGACGUGGUGGCCUGCCUGGAGCUGGUGCGGCCAGGUUUCUCGAGGAAGUCCCUCCGGCCACCCAGGAGGCGCCCCAAAACACGGAGAGCUGACUCGCCUCGAUGCCACGAAGCCAGCGUCAUCUUCAACCUCCUGCGCCUGCUCACGUGGGACCUGAAGCUGGUGGCGCACUCGGGGCCUUGUCUCUGACCCCGCGAAGUCUCCGCGGGGAAGGCGGAUGGCUGCGAUCGCGGCUGGGGUGCCUUUUC
Phyllostomus discolor (pale spear-nosed bat) is the source of this 686-nucleotide messenger RNA. Its product is annotated as interferon lambda-4-like. Bases 1 to 627 code for a protein of 208 amino acids. The transcript has 6 exons. Lineage: Eukaryota; Metazoa; Chordata; Mammalia; Chiroptera; Phyllostomidae. The record is from RefSeq and is a predicted model, not a curated record. Gene Ontology annotation, biological process: positive regulation of immune response; cell surface receptor signaling pathway via JAK-STAT; defense response to virus. Gene Ontology annotation, molecular function: cytokine activity.